CGUCAUCACGCUGCGACAGAGCGACUCACUCUUGGCGCCAAAUACUGUACGAAGAGUUAUUACGCGCUGUUGCUGCAACAGCAACAAAAAGAGUUAAUGACAGCCGUUGGAGAUGGAUAUACGCAGAUUCUUUGCACCGAAGCCCGGCCAGGGGGGCGGCAGCAGCAGCACAGAUGACGAGCCGAAGAAUAAAAGGAAACUCGCUUCCAAAACUACAAGCUCCAAAUUGGAGGAGAAACGAUCGGCCAAACGGAAAAAGAGGGUCAUCGCUGAUUCAGAUGAGGAAGAAGAGGAGAAGAAAGGAAAGAAAAGCCCUAAAGAGAAGCCUGCAGAAUCUAGGAAGAAAGAUCCGGUGACCUUUGUGUCAGAUUCAGACUCUGAUGAGGCCUUUCUGUCGUUGAAAAAGCCUUCGAAACACAAAGAGAACGGCUGCAGCAAAGAGAAGAAGGACGCUGAGCCGAAGGAGACGAAAUCAAAGCAGGUAAAAACGUCUUCAGUGAAAUCUCCGAGCACGAAGAGCGAAGCGAAGAAGAACGCCCUCAGUCCGACUCCACCGAAGUCGACGCCGCCCAAACCCACCCCCACCUCUGUGUUUGAUUAUUUCGGGAGCUCCUCGGCGAAGAGAUCGGAAAAGAAGCUGGUGGCCAGUACGAGCACCAAGAGGAAAGCGCCUACGCAGGAUGUUGAUGAAACUCACGCUGAUGAAGCUAUUGCUAAACAGUUACAGAUGGACGAGGACAUGGAGUUGGAGAAGCAGAUCCAUGAAGAUGAGGAGUUUGCUCGGACCCUAGCCAUGUUCGAUGAGGCCCCGGUGACUAAAAAGGCUCGUGUGGAGUCGCGUUCGCCCUCGAAGAUCAGCUCUCAAGCAAACGUUGCAGAGCCCAAGCCUGUCCUGAAGAAACCUUCACCCAAGAAACCUUCACCCAAGAAACCUUCACCCAAGAAACCUUCACCCAAAAAACCUUCACCCAAAAAACCUUCACCGAAGAAACCUUCACCUAAGAAGAGUCCAGUCAAAGCCAGUUCCAAACUGGCUCUGAUGAAAAAGAAAGCUGAUGAAGAGGAGGAACGGAGGAAAAGUGAGAAGGAGGAGAAGAAAAGCAAACUUGUCUCCCCGAAGAAAGAGCCAGUCUCACCAGUUUCAUCAGAAACAGCGGCCACUCCUAAAUCAAGUGUUAAUGCAGGAAGCGCAAAACGCAUUUCCACUCCUAAGAGUGAAGCAGGAAGUAAUAAGACAUCUCCUACAAAACCUGAGACCAGUCCCGAGGACUCUGAGAAGAAGCGUUUGAAUUCUACUGCAUAUCGAAACUACCUGAACCGAGAAGGACCUCGCGCUCUGGGCUCUAAGGAGAUCCCGCAGGGAGAGGAGAACUGCCUUGAGGGAUGUGUGUUUGUCCUAACGGGUGUUUUGGAGUCUAUGGAGAGGGACGAAGCGAAGUCACUUAUAGAACGCUACGGCGGAAAAGUCACGGGAAACGUCAGCCGGAAAACCACGUACCUGGUCCUGGGUCGAGAUAGCGGAGUCUCCAAGACUGAGAAGGCACAAGGUUUUGGCACCAAGAUCAUAAAUGAGGAUGAGCUGCUGGAAUUGAUUCGAACCAAACCAGGCAAAAAGUCCAAAUACGAGAUUGCUGCAGAAGCUGAGAGUAAAGCCGCCAAAUCCAGGACCCCAGACCCUAAAACCAAAGGCACCCCUACAGGACGCAGAGUUUCUCCCCGAAAACCCCUUGCAAACAAGAGCAGUCCCUCGCCUGGGAAACCUCGUAUGUCUUCCUCUUCUCCUGGAGCUUCAAGCCGAGGCUCUUCAUCAGAGAUCAGAAAGACUCUGGAAUUCAGUGCGGGAAAACGCACUGCCUCCACGACGGAGGAUGAUGCCAGCAGCUUGUUGUGGGUGGAUAAGUACCGCCCCCGCAGCCUGAAGAAUCUGAUUGGACAGCAGGGUGAGCAGAGCUGUGCCAAUAAGCUGCUGAGAUGGUUGAAGAGCUGGCAUAAAAAUCAUAGCGGCAACGCCAAACCAUCAGCUGCUAGGUUUGGGAAGUUUGGAGGUAAAGACGACGGUACUGGGUUUAAAGCUGCUUUGCUCUCUGGACCUCCUGGUGUAGGGAAGACCACAACUGCUGCUCUUGUGUGUGAGGAGUUGGGUUACAGUUACGUGGAGAUGAACGCCAGCUGCACCCGCAGCAAGAACAGUCUAAAGGAAGUCAUUGCUGAGUCUCUUAAUAACACGAGCAUUAAGAAUUUCUACUCAGGUGCAGCUCAGACGGUCAGCGAUAAACAUGUUCUCAUAAUGGACGAAGUGGACGGCAUGGCAGGGAACGAGGACAGAGGAGGAAUACAGGAGCUGAUUGGUCUGAUAAAGAAUUCAAAGAUCCCCAUUAUUUGCAUGUGCAACGAUCGUAACCAUAUGAAGAUCCGCUCACUUGCUAAUUACUGCUUCGACCUGCGUUUCCAGAGGCCUCGUGUGGAACAGAUAAAGGGUGCCAUGAUGUCCAUUGCAUUUAAAGAAGGUUUAAAGAUCCCGCCCCCGGCCCUGAACGAGGUCAUCCUGGCGUCAAAUCAGGACAUUCGUCAGGUGCUGCAUAAUUUGAGUAUGUGGUCAGCCACGGACAAGGUCAUGACCUAUGACCAGGCGAAAGCAGACGCUAACAAUGCCAGGAAAGACAUGAAAAUGGGACCAUUUGACGUCUGCAGGAAAGUGUUUGUCUCAGGUGAAGAAACCGCCCACAUGACCCUGAUCGACAAGUCAGACCUUUUCUUCCAUGACUACUCGCUGGCACCGCUGUUCGUCCAAGAGAACUAUAUAAACGUCCGGCCAGUCGCCGCAGGGGGAAAUCUGAAGAAUCAUUUAGUGCUGCUGAGUAAAACGGCAGACAGCAUCUGUGACGGAGAUUUAGUGGAUAGACAGAUCCGCUCUCGCCAGACCUGGUCUCUGUUACCCACGCAGGCAAUCUAUGCCAGUGUGCUGCCUGGGGAAUUAAUGCGUGGCUAUAUGAGUCACUUUCCUACAUUUCCCAGCUGGCUGGGGAAGUUUUCAUCCACUGGAAAACACAGUCGCAUUGUACAGGAGCUUUCCUCACACAUGAGUCUGAAGACACUGAGCAGUAAGCAGGCAGUGAACCUAGACUACCUUCCCUAUAUGCGCUCUGCCCUGCUGGAGCCGCUGCGGAGUCAUGGCGCAGAGGGAGCCGGUCAGAGCGUGAAGCUCAUGGACGACUACAACAUUGUCAAAGAGGAUUUCGACAGCAUCAUGGAGAUCAGUACGUGGGGUGGACAACCUGAUCCGUACUCCAAGCUUGACUCCAAGGUGAAAGCUGCUUUCACACGGGCUUAUAACAAGGAGUCCCACUUAACGCCAUACUCGCUGCAGGCUGUAAAGAAAGGUCGCAGAGGAACAGUCGAUGUUGAUCUGUCUUUAGAUCCUGAGAAUGACCUCCAGGCUCAGGAAGAGGAGGAGGAGAAGGAAACUGUUGAUACCGAUGCCAUGAUCAAGCAAAAGAAGGCAAAGCCUACUAAAGAGGUGAAGCAGGAGAAAGCGGGCAGUUCUGGAAAGGGCAAAGGCAAAGGAAAAGGCAAGAAGUGAACUGAGAAAGAGACAUUACAGUAGAGCAUCAUGUAAAGUGCUCAUUCCUACUUUCUGAGGAGAACGCUGAUGGCAGCUGGCAAACAUCAGAGCUUCUUAGGGCUAUCUAAAGGUCAGUUUUAACACUGAAUGACGGGUGGAACGAGGAGGCCUUUCCAGCAAUUAAAAAUGACUGGAAGGCCACACCGUCGUCUUGCACUCAACUGGAUAAAAACGAGCAAUAACAACAGGGAGCGCGCGCACACACACACACACACACACACACACACACAGCACUCAUUUACACACAAAAAGUACUUAAAAACCAUCUGUGACAUCAAACAUCUCUCAUUAUAACCUUUACUCUCAUUACACUUUCCUUUUCCUUACUGUUUAACUCGCAGCUCUUAUAAGGUUACAUAAGCACUAUGCACGAAUCACAUCCUGCUCUCAAAGCUUCCUAAGAUGAUGAUGUACACUCGAAUG
Molecule: messenger RNA, 4045 nt
Organism: Clarias gariepinus (North African catfish)
Lineage: Eukaryota; Metazoa; Chordata; Actinopteri; Siluriformes; Clariidae
Gene: rfc1
Product: replication factor C (activator 1) 1
Exons: 24
Coding region: 113-3580 (1155 amino acids)
Biological process (GO): DNA replication; DNA repair
Cellular component (GO): nucleus; DNA replication factor C complex
Molecular function (GO): ATP hydrolysis activity; ATP binding; DNA clamp loader activity
Source: RefSeq, a predicted model, not a curated record